UACAUUGGAGCAAGACACGCGAGCCUGCGGGAUUCGAUAAAAGUGAAUACUGCAUAAAAGAGUAUCAGUAUUCUAACACUGGCACAAGUGAGAAGCACGUUCAAAGUAUUUUAUUACAAAUCCAUCGGUACCAUGACGAGACGAGUCAGAAAUCGGAAUCAACGUACUGUUCAUUUCGAUAUUGAAUAUUCUAACGCGGUUCCGAGAAGACCAGUCGGCAAAGUUAACAUUAUGAACGUCAAAUCGGUCACUGACAAUUCGAACAGUGGGACUAACAUCCUGAUUAAAAAAAAGGAAGUUCCAUCUGCGCGAGACAUUUUAAAUGACUAUCUGGAGAGCACCUCGGUACACGGUUUACAAUACUUCGGGAAAACGGAACUGAACGUCGGAAUCCUUGGGAAGAUCCUGUGGACUUGUACCAUAGUCACCUCUUUCGUUUGUCUGAGCAUGAUGAUUAUGCAAUUCCUGGCACGUUAUAACAAUAAUCCGACGAACACGUUCAUAAAAUCGUUCACCGCCCCGAUAUUCCAGGCGCCCUUCCCCGCUGUCACGAUUUGCCCCGUCACGCCGAUAUCCAUGCGUAAACGCUUGGCAAUUUUGGAGAACGCUAUCUUGCCUGAGAAUGUCAGCAGACAGCUCGCGCUGGACAUGCUCAAGUACGGUCAUCACAUAACUAAUCCGUACGCGAUAAAAGAGUUCGACGACAUGGACAAGUUUAAAGCUCUUUUGCAUGCGAACAAAUGGACCGUGUCGGAAUUUUUAAAGAUUUUGCUACCAUGCGUGGACAUUUUCGACUCGUGUUCGUGGAGGUUCGAGCGUAUAGACUGCUCGAAAUCGAUCAAAGAGUCGUACACCUCUUACGGUGUGUGCUGCUCCUUCAAUUACCUUCUCGAGGAUUACAUGGAUGGUCUGAACGAACAACCAAAGUUGGAACCUUUGAACACCGCCAGCUCUGGCCGAUUUAGUGGACUGAAGCUCGUUAUCAACGAAGAGUAUCUCGUAGACAGUGACAUCGACUUGAACGAUACACUGAAAUUUACAAAUAGCGAAGGAAUGACGGUACUUAUACAUCACAGCUACGAUUUUCCAGGGCUCAACACCGAUAUGUUCGUGUUACAGACGAACCACGAAUUGGAGAUUGCAGUGGAUCCGCAACUGACUGAGAAACCAUCGGGAAUGCAGCAUCGUGGCUAUAAUAAUACAUUAGUUCCCAUAUGCAUCACGGAUGAUGAAAACCCUUUAGAAUACUUCCCCGUCUAUGGAUUCUCGAACUGUUACGCAAAUUGCAGAGUCAGAAUCAUGCUCCAGGUCUGCGGUUGCUUACCAUUUAUCUACAACCACAUUUCGAAACUUCACAACAUCAAAAAUUGUGGAAUAGAUGAACUUCCGUGCAUUCAGCGAAACACGAAACUGAUAGGGAUCAUGAAAGACAUUGAAAACGAUAAUUUCAGCUGCUCCUGCAGGACUCCUUGCGCGAACAUCGACUACGACGUCUUUCCAAAUAUGAUAUCCUUAACGCAGAGGAAAGGAAAUGCCGUCGUCAAAGUGUUCAUGUACUCGCAAUCAUUCCCGAUAUUAAUAACUCUGCCAGCAGCUGACGAAACUUAUCUUUUAGCGUCGAUCGGCGGAAUCUUCAGUCUGUUCUUUGGCAGCAGCUUCCUAAGCCUUGUGGAAAUCGUUUAUUUCCUCUAUCUACUCUGUCGCAGUCUUUUCUAAUAGUAAUUCAAAGCGAGCCACUAAUUUUUCAAACGAUCACCUAUGCGAAAUAAAUAAACCUUGAAUUCGA
This is a messenger RNA of Ceratina calcarata, 1786 nucleotides long. Its product is annotated as sodium channel protein Nach. The transcript has 9 exons. Gene Ontology annotation, biological process: sodium ion transmembrane transport. Gene Ontology annotation, cellular component: plasma membrane. Gene Ontology annotation, molecular function: ligand-gated sodium channel activity. The record is from RefSeq and is a predicted model, not a curated record. Bases 133 to 1716 code for a protein of 527 amino acids. NCBI's taxonomy places the organism in Eukaryota, Metazoa, Arthropoda, Insecta, Hymenoptera, Apidae.